GAAGCAGAGAGCGCCCGAGCCGGUGCGUGCGCGGGGACGGCGGGGGCGGGGGACCCACGAGUCCAACAGCCCGGACACCGGGCUCGGAAACGCCACCCGGCCUCGGGCCCCUGCUUUCCGGAAUCCUGGCAAGCCCGGGGAACCCAGGCUGGGGGCGGGGAGCGGGGAGUUGGGGUUCCCCGGGCCCAAGGCGAUUCCCCCGACCUGGGGCGGCGAAGAGACCCAACACGGGCUACUCUAGGUGCCCGGGGCCGCGAUCGAAGGAGACACACGCCAGGGGCGAUGGGCAUCCCGACACACGGUCGGGAUCCGCGUGCUUGCGCGUCCACCUUACCGCGGGAUGGGCGGCCACCGCCGAGCGUCUGCGAGGCAGUCGGACGCACAGCUCCGGAGAUCUCCCGGCCAGGCGCUUUUAAGGACCAAAGCGGAACCCAGAGACUGGGGCCGUGAACUCAGGGGCUUCGCCACUGAUUGUCCAAACGCAAUUCUUGUACGAGUCUGCGGCCAACCGAGAAUUGUGGCUGGACAUCUGUGGCUGAGCUCCGGGCGCAACAGGGGCGGGAGCCGCAGGGACCGAGCUCAGGCGGGCGAGACCCCUCGGUCGGGCGGCGGCCGGCUGGCCCCAGCGCCAGGAUCGCGGCCCCGGCCAGGAGCGCAGAGGAAGGACGCGGGUCCCUGCCGCCAGCGCCGCCAUCCUCGUCUUCGUCGCCGCCGUCGUCCUCCUUCUCCUCCUCCUCUGCGGGUGACCAGUCCUGCUGGAGGGGUCCUCCAGUCGAUCGCGUUGUUUUCCCAUUUUUCAAAUUUCGGCUGGGAACGAAGCUGGCACACGGCGGCGGGGCCGAAUGUGGUCCAGGGUGCCCGCCCUCGGGCCGAGCCGCAGGAAGUCGGGGGCGAAAGAUGCCGGCGGAAUGCGCUCGCUACCUCGUUUUGAAUUGGUUCUCACCUGUCCCCCACCAAUAACCUCCAAACAAAAAGAGCCUAAACCGACCCUUAAACCCCCCAUAAACCGACCCCUCCCGCCAGCCCCUCCAGAGGAACGGAUGGGCUGAGCCUCCUCCAGCCGCUGCCGGAGUCGCAGCUCGGAGAAGCGUGGGGAAUCGUGCGCUCCAGCCCGGCAAACCGCCUCGGCUUUGGAACCCGAACUUGGACAAAUGAAUCCUUUUCAUUAAAGACUAAUCUUCGGAUAUAGUGGGGUUUAUUUAUUCGUUUAUUUCCUCACGAGCGGGGGUGAGGAGUUGCCUGGGGGGGCAGCAGCUGGGCAUUGCUGGGGCUGAGCCUAGGUCACCUGUCCCUGACCCCUCUAAGACUCUGGGCUGAAAAUCACCUAUAAUGCUGUGGCCCCUGGCCCUGGACAAUUUCGGCCUUGGCACUGGCAUCCCCUCGUGCCUCAGAGAACCUGCGCAUCCUCCUGCCCUACUGCUCCACGUUAACUGGGGUGCAGACGUGGAACGGAUAUUCCGUAUCUACCCCCGUUGCCCCAGUGUGGGUGGGAAAGGAAUCCUCGGGCCCAGUCUCCAGGACUUGGAACCCUGGGUGGGACAACAGGCCACUCUAGUAGGACUGGAG
Pteropus alecto (black flying fox) is the source of this 1566-nucleotide messenger RNA. RefSeq lists its product as uncharacterized. Lineage: Eukaryota; Metazoa; Chordata; Mammalia; Chiroptera; Pteropodidae. The record is from RefSeq and is a predicted model, not a curated record. The transcript has a single exon. The coding region runs from base 341 to 931 and encodes 196 amino acids.